Molecule: messenger RNA, 2920 nt
Organism: Poecilia reticulata (guppy)
Lineage: Eukaryota; Metazoa; Chordata; Actinopteri; Cyprinodontiformes; Poeciliidae
Gene: mapk14b
Product: mitogen-activated protein kinase 14b
Biological process (GO): protein phosphorylation
Molecular function (GO): MAP kinase activity; ATP binding
Source: RefSeq, a predicted model, not a curated record
GUCGCCUCGCGCCCAGCUCAGAAUAGAGGCGAAAAAUCCAGCGAAAGCCAGACAGAGGGCUUCCUGACCUGAAACAUUGUGUACACCAAGUUGUUUCCGAGCGCUCCGCAGACAGAGGAGGGGGAUUUUCCUUUUGCGCAACUGCUCUUUUUUUUUUUUCUUUUUGCAGUGACUGGGCGAGUGAAGUUGUGCUUCAUUUUUAGAGUUUACACAGGGAGAGCUGCAGCACAGCACGUCGCCACACGCAGGGAGGAGCGGAGAAGAGGGCAGAAGUUUCCGCUGGCUUGUUUUGUCACCGCGGGGCUGCUGGUGGUCAAUCCGCAGGAAUGUCGCACAAGGAGAGACCCGUUUUUUACCGACAGGAGCUCAACAAAACCGUGUGGGAAGUCCCGCAGCGCUACCAGAACCUGUCUCCGGUCGGCUCCGGUGCUUACGGAUCCGUGUGCUCGGCGUUCGACGAGAAGACGGGCCUCAAGGUGGCGGUGAAGAAGCUGUCCAGACCUUUCCAGUCCAUCAUCCACGCAAAGAGAACGUACAGAGAGCUGCGGCUGCUCAAACACAUGAAGCACGAGAACGUAAUUGGACUCUUAGAUGUUUUCACGCCUGCAACCAGCUUAGAGGAGUUCAACGAUGUAUAUCUGGUGACGCACCUUAUGGGAGCAGAUCUAAACAACAUCGUCAAGUGUCAGAAGCUGACAGACGACCACGUCCAGUUUCUCAUUUACCAGAUCCUCAGAGGCUUAAAGUACAUCCACUCAGCAGAUAUAAUCCAUAGAGACUUAAAACCCAGUAACCUGGCUGUUAACGAAGACUGUGAGCUUAAGAUCCUUGACUUUGGCCUGGCGCGGCACACAGACGACGAGAUGACGGGAUAUGUAGCAACGCGGUGGUAUCGAGCCCCAGAGAUCAUGCUCAACUGGAUGCACUACAACAUGACGGUGGAUAUCUGGUCGGUUGGAUGCAUCAUGGCGGAGCUGCUUACAGGACGGACGCUCUUCCCAGGCACAGACCAUAUAAACCAGCUGCAGCAGAUAAUGCGCCUGACGGGGACUCCCCCAGCCUCCCUCAUAAGCAGGAUGCCCAGCCAUGAGGCAAGGAACUACAUUAACUCGCUUCCUCACAUGCCCAAGAGGAACUUCGCUGAUGUGUUCCUUGGCGCCAACCCUCUUGCUGUAGACUUGCUGGAGAAAAUGCUGGUGCUGGACACAGACAAGCGGAUCACGGCGUCGGAAGCGCUGGCGCACCAAUACUUCUCUCAGUACCACGAUCCAGACGACGAGCCCGAAGCGGAGCCCUACGACCAGAGCUUCGAAAGCCGCGACCUGGAAAUCGAGGAGUGGAAGAGCCUAACCUAUGACGAGGUAGUCAGCUUUGAGCCACCACCUUUAGACGAUGAGAUGGAAUCCUGAGUGGGGAAACGCCUUUUCUUCCUUUUUGUUUAGUUAUUUUAUUGUUCUUUUUUAUUUCAAAGGAACACUCUUAAAACUAUCAAUCACAUGUGACCAUCUAUUUGUUUCCUGCUCACAUGCACAACCAUGACAUUCAAGUGCCUGCCAUCAUUUAUAUCUUGGGGACGUUGUGAUAACAUGUUCAUAACUCCCCCUAAUUUGAACCCUCUUCUGAGGCCGACUUUAACUGUUCCUUGUUUCUUCUUUUUUGCUUCCACCAUUUAAUUAUUAGUUUUCAAGUUUUAGUCACCCAGCUGGAAAAAAAGCAUACAUGCCAGUAUCUGAAAACAAUUUCAAGAAAUGUAUUCGAUGAUUCACAUUUACAAAGUUUUACUACUUAGGAGUUAGCACAGUGCAGAAGGCUUUUUUAUUAGUAUUUCUCUCCUUCCGAUAUUAGACAAAAUGUUAUUUCUGUGUAGAUAUUGCAGCAAACAGUAUUUGUACAUAAGUAUUUUAGGCAAAAAUAAUUAUCACAUUAGAAUAUUCAUCGACACUUUAGCCAAUCUCUUCAACAGUAUGGAUUUGAUUACCAGAGUUCAUCCUAAAAUGGCCUAAAUUGAUAUUGUAUGUAAUUUAUACUAUGUAUGUACAGAAUAUGAGGGGAAAUGUAUAAAAUUGACUCAUUUUGACAAGAAAAAAAAAUCUAGGCUUUAUAUUUCUUCUUGGUUUUGUAGACUUGGUCAUUUUUUUUAAAGAAAUUAUCACUUAUGGGAGAACUGCAUAUUCAUCAAAUACAUCUGUUUGUUUUCUCUGCAUCAAUUCAUGAAACUUCUUUAGCUCCAAAAUGAAUGUUUUAGCAGUCAGCAAAGCUCCAGUAUCACAGCAGCAUGAUGAAGACAGGGUUGGCUUCGUAAUUUAUUCAGAUCUGAUGUUUCCUGCGAGAGCAUUAGCUGUCAAUGUAAUUUAAUCAUAUUGCAUUUUAUAAACCAUUAUUGCAUUUAUUGUGUGUGUUGAAUGUUUUUGGGCACCAGUUUGCUCUGUAUUUAUGAUCCUUUUUGUUAAGUUGUUUGUAUAUCAGUGUAAAAGAGAAUGUUAUUUGUCAGAUUUUGGGGUUGUUUUUGUUAUUUAUGGAGAGCCUCUUGUUUCAGUAUCCAAAAGCAUCAUUAAAUAUCUGACUCCCCCCCAUUGGCCUCAGGGACUGCAGUUACAGCUUAUAUAUGUAAGCAGACAGAGAGAGCCAUGUUGUCUAAAAUGUGUUAAUGUUAAUUGGCUGAAAACUGAGUUCUCAGCAUACUGCAGAUAUGAUAGUCCUGUUUACAAAAACGAAGAUGGCAAACAUAUUCAGAGAUGUAGAGCCUUGAAAAUGUGUUCAUACCCCUUUAAUUUUUCCACAUUGUGUUACAACAAGAAACUUUAAGGUAUUGUAAUCAAACUUUAUUUGAUGGACCGACACAUGGCAUUGGAUAAUUAAGAGGCACAAACAAAUUAAUGUUUUUUUGUUUUUCUCCAUAAAUAAAAAUAUAACAUCAGAA